GGGCGGCGCCAUGAGGUGGCCGGUGCUCUGGGCGCUGCUGCUCUUCCCAGCGGCGGGGACCCUCGCCCAGGGCUGCCCGGCCAGCUGCCAGUGCAGCCAGCCCCGGACGGUCUUCUGCGUCUCCCGGAGGAGCCACACCGUCCCCCAGGGGCUCCCGCCGGACACGGCCAGCCUGUACGUCUUCGAGAACGGCAUCCGCGCCCUGAGCGAGGACAGCUUCGCCGGCCUGCCGGCCCUGCAGCUCCUGGACCUCUCCCAGAACCAGAUCUCCGGCCUGCCCCGGAACGUCUUCCAGCCGCUGGGCGGCCUCUCCAACCUCGACCUCUCCGCCAACCAGCUCCACGAGAUCACCAACGAGAGCUUCCACGGGCUGCGCUGGCUGGAGCGCCUCUACCUGCACCGCAACCGCAUCCGGCGGAUCCACCCGCAGGCCUUCGACUCCCUGGAGAGCCUGCUGGAGCUGAAGCUGCAGGACAACCAGCUGCAGGCCCUGCCGCCCCUCCGCCUGCCCGCCCUCCUCCUCCUGGACCUCAGCCGCAACAGCAUCGCCGCCCUGGAGCCGGGCGCCUUCCACGUCGGCAGGCUCGAGUCCCUGAAGAUCGCCGGGCUCCACCUGGACCACCUCGACGAGGAGCUGCUCCGGAAGCUGCACAACCUGCACGAGCUGGACUGCUCCGACAACCAGCUGAGCCGCGUCCCGGCGGCCCUGAAGGAGCUGCGCGGCCUGACAAAGCUCAGCCUGGCCGGGAAUGCCCGCAUCGCCCAGCUGCAGCCGGGGGACCUCCGGGAGCUGCCCGACCUCCAGGAGCUGGACAUCAGCAGCCUCAACCUCAACCACCUCCCCGAGGACUUCUUCGGCGCCUUCCCCCGGCUCAAGGCGGUGACGGCCGCGGAGAACCCCUUCAAUUGCGUCUGCCAGAUGAGCUGGUUCGUCCGCUGGCUGAGCAGCGGCAGGGCCGCCCUCCAGCGGUCGGAGGAGACCCGCUGCCACUUCCCGCCCAAGAACGCCGGCCGGCUGCUCCAGCACCUGGAGUACGCGGAUCUGGGGUGCCCGUCCACCACGACCACCACCACCGCCUGGAAAGCCACCAGCCCCCGGCUCGCCACGCCCGCUCCUAGCAGCGGCCGCGUCCCACCGGAGCCCAGCACGGCCAGCCCCACGCCCAGGCCGGACAGCUCCACUCCAACACCGAUCACCACUCCGGAGGACCGGCCCAGUCCCGAGGAACGCCUUUGCCCGCCCUACACCUGCCUCAACGGCGGCGUGUGCCAGUGGGAUGCUCACUACCGCCUGGAAUGCAUCUGCCCCCUUGGCUUCUUUGGCACGUUCUGCGAGGUCAAAGCCCCGCCGGUGACCAUGCCGGCGGACACCCUGCCGCCGACGCAGCCCCAGCAAAUCGCCAUAAAGCACGUCGGAGGCACCUCUCUGAAAGUGGACCUGCAGAACUACGUCGAGUCCAAGAGCCGCCUGAAAGGGAUCCGGCUCACGUACAGCAACCUCUCUGGCCCCGACAAGCGGCCCGUCACCCUCAACCUGCCGGCCACGCUGGCGGAGUACACCGUGCGGGAGCUGAGGCCGAACUCCUCCUACCACAUCUGCGUCGGGCCGCUCGGGGACAGAGCUCACGAGGAGGACUUCUGCGUCGAGGCCCACACCCUGCAGCUGACCCACCAGCAGCACGCCCCCGUCACCCAGGGCAGGCACCCCAACCUGACGCUCGUCCUGGUGCCCGCCGUCACGGCCGCGCUGCUCGUGGCGGUGGCCAUAGCCGCCGUCUCCUAUUACGUCCGGAGGCGGCGGCGGCAGCGGCAGGGGAAAGCGCGGCCCGCUACGGGCACCGGCUCCGGCCCCUUGGAGCUCGAGGGGGUGAACGGAGACCUGGUCGGACAGGGAGCGAAACUGCCCGGGAAAACCGCGGCACUCGGCACCUUGGAGUACGAAGUGCCCCUCAUGGAGCCGCAACGCACAAGCGCCUCCACGCCCCGGGCGCUGAGGCCUUCCUACUUUUAGGCUCGAGAGCGGCACUGCGAUUCCAGAGCCGGCCCCAGAACCAGCCGGGUGGCGGGGAGGAGGAG
Messenger RNA from Gekko japonicus, 2076 nucleotides. It is a transcript of the gene VASN, whose product is annotated as vasorin. The record is from RefSeq and is a predicted model, not a curated record. Lineage: Eukaryota; Metazoa; Chordata; Lepidosauria; Squamata; Gekkonidae. Bases 11 to 2011 code for a protein of 666 amino acids. Gene Ontology annotation, cellular component: plasma membrane. The transcript has a single exon. Gene Ontology annotation, molecular function: protein binding.